Messenger RNA from Soboliphyme baturini, 309 nucleotides. The record is from the annotation of a GenBank genome assembly. NCBI's taxonomy places the organism in Eukaryota, Metazoa, Nematoda, Enoplea, Dioctophymatida, Soboliphymatidae.
AUGAGGGUAGCGCUUGACCGACAUGUGCUGAUUUACCCGGUUUGCCACGGCCGGGUGCGGAUCAACGAACACGCCGCGCUGCCGGAUGAGCGUCGUUGCAGUCCUGCCGCUGCCGCUGCCGCCGCCGCCAUGGAGGAGGACAUCACCGAGAAUUACGGCUACGCGGUGCCAGUCAUCACCAUGCUGAUCGUCGUGUUCGUGGUAACCACUCACAUCCUGCUGCCACUGUUCAUACCGUUCACCGUGUUACACCUGUUCGAAAAGUAUGGCAUUGUCAAGCUCGGGCCGAGCGCAGAAGACGACGACUAG